AGUCAAUCACCGAGCGAUGCCAAUUGCAGCGCCUAGUGACUAAUUCUCGAGUUUCAAACUUCUUUCUGCCGCCUCUGAGUAGUAGUUACGCGGGGUACAAGUUCUUAUUUAAGGCUUGCUGCUAUCCAUUUACCCUUACCACCACACCGCCUAACCUCGGUAAGAACUAAGAGACGAACUAGGACCUUUUGCCAUGAGUCAAAUAAAAGGGAUCUUGGUUCCCUAAGCGCGAAAGCGCGAGGGAACUGGUUCAGACAUAGUCUUUAAGGUGCCGCUCCCCGCCAUGGCCAGCAUACGGGAAUGAAAAUCGCUUAUUCCCAGGACACACACACGAUCAAUGUCCAUCCAGGUCUAUGACGCCACCCUUUUGACAUCAGAACGCAUGUCGCCCAAGAACAGAUUAUCAUGAUGGAUAGUACUGAAAAGGAGACGAGGUCCGACUCGUCGCGGAACGAAAGCGGCCUUGUGGGAGAAGAGACGCACCGAACGGGGAGCCGCGUCGGGCGCGUGCUGAGUCGGAUCGCGUCGGCGCCAACUGCGGAUCCUGGGCCACCGCCUGACGGAGGAUAUAAUGCUUGGAUGGCCGUACUGAGCGCGCACUUCAUCUUCAUGGAUACAUGGGGCUUCGUCAACUCUUUCGGUGUUUUCCAGACAUAUUACGUUCAACAACUAAAGAGACCGCCAUCAGACAUCUCAUGGAUUGGAUCCUUCCAAGUCUUCCUCCUCUUCUUCAUCGGCGCAUUCUCGGGGCGUUUUACCGAUGCAGGGUACUUCCGUCACCUCUACUUCUCCGGCUGCUUCCUCAUCCUGCUCGGCAUCUUUGCGACGUCAUGGUGCACGCAGUACUGGCAGAUUUUCCUCUCGCAUGGCGUCUGCGUCGGUCUGGGCUUUGGUCUGGUGUUUUGCCCAUCCCUAGCGACGCUGUCGACCUACUUUGAUAAGAAGAGGGCCAUCGCCAUCGGCAUGGCGGCCGUGGGAAGCGCGUCGGGUGGAUUGGUGUUCCCGAGUACGGUUCGGCAGCUGCUGCCGCAGGUCGGGUUUCCAUGGGCUAUGCGCACACUUGGUUUCAUUCAGCUUGCGACGCUGACUGUUGGCUUCAUCUUUCUCAAGCCGCGCAUACCUCCGCGCAAGGCGAGCAAGAUGGUGGACUUGGCGUCGUUCAAGGAACUUGAGUAUACCUUCUACACUGCCGGGGGGUUCUUUUCCUUCAUGGGAGUGUACUUUGCCUUCUACUACCUGGCCUCCUUCAGUCGAGACGAGCUCGACUUCUCCUACACGGACUCGCUGAAUCUCUUGCUGGUCCUGAAUGGCAUCGGCUUCAUUGGCCGCCUAGGCCCAAACUUCCUCGCAGACAAAAUCGGCACAAUCACCGUCUUCACACCCAUGGCUCUAAUCUCGGGACUCUUAACCUACUGCUGGAUCGCCGUGAAAUCGCCAUCGGGACUCUACGUCUGGACCAUCUUCUUCGGCAUCGCGGGUAACGCCAUCCAGGCUCUCUUCCCGGCUGGCGUUAGCGCCUUGACGACGGACCCGAGCAAGCAAGGGACGCGCAUCGGAAUGGUCUUCACGAUUGUUGCGUUUGCCGUGCUCACUGGGAAUCCGAUCGCCGGCGCCAUCAUCUCUGCUACCGGCGGUCGAUACCUUGGCGCCCAGGCUUUUGCUGGUAGCUGUCUUAUGUUAGGGACGUUCUUCUUGACCUUGGCGCGAAUCGUGAAGACGAAGAAGAUUGGCAAAGGUUGGUUUGUCAAGGUUUGAGCUUCAUCGUUGUUAAUGGGGGAGGGAGGAAUGAAGGAAGCUGUACAAUAUUGUAUAAAGCCGAGUCUAGACGUUUAAGGCACCUUUAUGUAGUCCUACUCGUAUCCUGGCAAAGAGUCUCACCCAAUUCUAGUCGAAUCAGUUACGACGGUUGUUUCUUCGCUAGCAUCUAAUAGACCGAAUCCGAGAGGCUGACUGAUCCCAAUCUCCCGGGCUACGUUUGACUUUCGAUCACAAUCUGAAUAAAGAUCCGUGAUUGAGCUGCUCUGCAAGCUGGCAUUACCCUUUUGGUUUAGAGAACCAACUAAUUGGGCAGCGCUUGGCUCGUCU
Messenger RNA from Colletotrichum godetiae, 2085 nucleotides. Its product is annotated as major facilitator superfamily transporter. Gene Ontology annotation, molecular function: transmembrane transporter activity. Gene Ontology annotation, cellular component: membrane. The record is from RefSeq and is a predicted model, not a curated record. Gene Ontology annotation, biological process: transmembrane transport. Lineage: Eukaryota; Fungi; Ascomycota; Sordariomycetes; Glomerellales; Glomerellaceae. The transcript has 5 exons. Bases 406 to 1755 code for a protein of 449 amino acids.